Molecule: messenger RNA, 999 nt
Organism: Bombyx mandarina (wild silkworm)
Lineage: Eukaryota; Metazoa; Arthropoda; Insecta; Lepidoptera; Bombycidae
Product: lipase member H-A
Biological process (GO): lipid catabolic process
Molecular function (GO): lipase activity; serine hydrolase activity
Source: RefSeq, a predicted model, not a curated record
AUGAAGCUCUUCAUAGCGCUUGCUGGUUUAGUUACAUUAUGCUCUGGAGUAGCUAUCCCUACGAUUCCCGGAGACAAUAGUCACUAUGUAGAGGGAGAAAGCCGUUACAUCUGGAUGCCUGAUGGUGAAGGUGUUCCGCAGCUAGUGGACCUGCAUGAACCCAUCGACUAUGAAUUACUGGGCUCCAGAAGCGGCGCCAAUAAUCAGUACUGGCUUUUCACCAGACAGAACCAAAACAAUCGCCAGGUGCUCGUGAACGGCAACAUCAACUCCGUGAGGAAUUCACACUACCGCGCCAACCGCGGUACCGUUGUCAUUGUCCACGGAUGGAACAACAAUGGCAACACUCAGAUGAACCCUCUCAUCAGAUCGGCCUUCCUUGCCGUUCAAGACGUUAAUGUCAUCGUUGUUGACUGGCACAGACUUGCCAAUUCAAACUACAAUACUGCCGCCGCUGGCGUCCCAGAUGUCGGUCGUGCCCUCGGCAACUUUUUGGUUUGGCUCAUCAACAAUGCUGGAGGCAAUUGGAACCAAGUGCAUCUUAUUGGCUUCAGUUUAGGUGCUCACGUCGUUGGUAAUGCCGGACGCCAAGCCGGUGGUCGCCCUGCACGUGUUACUGGUUUGGACCCCGCCGGACCACAGUGGGGAGGAAACUCUAACGCACUCAACCGCAAUGCUGGUCAUUACGUCGAAUGCAUCCACACGGACGGCCGUGCUCUUGGUAUUUUCAACCCCAGCGGUGAUGCCGACUUCUACCCGAAUGGCGGCAGGAACCCCCAACCCGGAUGCCGGAUCAACACCUGCUCACACGGUCGCGCCACUGAAUUAAUGGCAUCCAGUGUUCGCACUAACCACUUGGUUGGAAGACGCUGUGGUAACAUCUGGGAAGCCGAACUUUCCAACUGCAAUGGCGGAACUUUGCAUAUGGGCAACGGAAACUUCGGGAAGCGUGGAUCCGGCCUCUACGGUUUGAGAACUCGCAACGCCUGGCCUUUCUAA